CCCAAAGCCAAAUAGCCCGUCGGAUCCUCGGUUAGCUGCGUCUCUUGCAUCUCUAUUGUCCAACAAGUUUGAAGAAUCAUGAGCAAUGAUACAAACGAAAACUCUGCACCACAAAGAAGUGCUCCCCGCCUGAAUGAGAGGAUCCUUUCAUCUUUGUCAAGGAGAUCUGUUGCUGCCCAUCCUUGGCAUGAUCUUGAGAUAGGACCCGGAGCUCCCCAGAUUGUCAAUGUUGUAUGUAGUUAUUCAGCUUAUGCCCUCCGAUUAUUUCUUCAAGCAUCUAUCACAGUUCACCUAUUGUUGUGA
Messenger RNA from Ilex paraguariensis (yerba mate), 303 nucleotides. NCBI's taxonomy places the organism in Eukaryota, Viridiplantae, Streptophyta, Magnoliopsida, Aquifoliales, Aquifoliaceae. The record is from the annotation of a GenBank genome assembly.